Molecule: messenger RNA, 1331 nt
Organism: Haliotis rubra (blacklip abalone)
Lineage: Eukaryota; Metazoa; Mollusca; Gastropoda; Lepetellida; Haliotidae
Product: putative ribosome-binding factor A, mitochondrial
Exons: 5
Coding region: 59-1207 (382 amino acids)
Biological process (GO): rRNA processing
Source: RefSeq, a predicted model, not a curated record
UAUGGCUGCCUCCAUGAAUUUCACAUGAUUAUUGAAAUAUUUACAUCACCGGCACAAUAUGAUUCGUCUAAGUCUCACCAGCCGAAUGACAUUGGUGAAAAAUUGUAACACAAUGUGUUUGCUACAGAUCAGAGAAUCAAGUAAAAUCAAAAUGGUGAAACAACUGAAGAAAUUUAUUGACAAAAGUCCAAAAAAGAAGUGGCACAAGAAUCCAAUGAUGACGACUUCAACAACUACAAGUAGGCGUGUGAGUGAUGGACAGCGUCGACGUGCAGAACAGGUCAGCACAGUGCUGUACAACUACAUCACAAGCAUCAUAGACUCUGGAGAACUCUCACCUGCGCUAGCUGACAUGGCAGUCGACAUCAACCGGGUGAAGGUGACCCCAGACUUCAGUUCAGUGAACAUCUACUGGCUGAGUAGUGGCUCAGAGAGGGAUGGUGAACUUGAAAUUGAGCUGAAGAAACAUGAAGCUAAGCUCAGGUCUAUCCUCAUCUCCUACCACAUUGUCGGAACUAUUCCCCAAGUCACAUUUGUACAAGACAGGACGGCAGGACGGUACGCAGAAGUCGAGAAACUACUGAGAAUAGCAGAUUAUGGCCCCGAUUUUGUUCCCGGUCCCAUGGGAAGCAGUAUUCGAACCCUGCACCCGUCCCCGAAAGAACCCUCAGAUGCAGACGUCUCUGAACAGCUGCAAAAACUAUCUCUAGACUUUGCGCAAACCACUAACCAUGGCAAGCAUAUUAUUCCUAUGGAGGAAAAGACUGAUGGUGAUCAUGAGGAUGUCAGCAGCUUGGUAGAAGAUAAAAAGGACCCUGCGUCUGAAUUAAAUUUCAGAAGUGAUUUGUAUGGACUGAAUCACGUGGAAAUAAUGAAGAGACUGCUUCUAAAAAAACACAAGACAAAGCAUCGAAGUUCAGAAAGGACACUUGGAAUUGAUUCGGGAAGUGAAGACACUGUCAAACCAGUGCAAGCGCCGGACUAUGAAAAGUUUUUGAGAACAAAAAAUAUGUUGAAGAAAAAGGCUAACUUAAUAAAAAGUGAUUACACGGUUCCUGAUUAUUAUCGCUAUGAAACACUACAUGAUUUUGGUGGAAGCACCGCAAGAGGAGGUACAACUGAUGAUGAUUAUGAUACAACCGAUUCUGAUGACGAUUCAUCUGAUUCUGAUUCAUCUGAUUCUGAGGAGGAUACCACUGAAAGAUAAAAGAAGUGCCAAUGUUUUGAGAUUUUUCUAGUUUCAUGGAAUGUUAAGCAAUGUAGCUUCUCAACUUGGAAUUGUUUGUUUUCAGUAUUUGUGAAACAUUAAAAAUAAAAUGACCCAAAAGCAA